AUGGCUCCCUGCCGUCCUGUGCCCACCAGGCUGCUGUUGUUUCUUUCAGGUCCCGCAUCUCCAGCCCCACCUGGCCAGCUCAACACCAGCGGUGCAGAGAGCAAACCCUCAGAGCCAGGAGAGCGGCUGGCGGUGCGCCUGGUGAACGGGAGCAGCGGCUGCAGCGGGGCGGUGCAGGUGUGGCUCGGGGAGGCCUGGGAGCCGGUGUGCGGGGCGCUGUGGGACGGCCAUGCCCCCGAGGCCGUGUGCCGAGCGCUGGGCUGCGGAGGGGUGCUGGAGGCCACCGUGCAGCCUGGCCUGCGCACCAUGGAGCCCCUUGCGCCCACCUCGGGGAAUGCCAGCGGGACCCCCAACGCCACCCGCGCCUCCCUGCCCGCCAUCCUGUGCCAGGGUCCUGAGUGGCGGCUCUGUGAAGUGAUGGAGCACGUGUGCAACAGCGACACGGUACUGGCCCAGGUCACCUGUGAAGAGAACCGCGCGUUGCGGCUGGUGGACGGCGGCGGCAGGUGCGCAGGCCGCGUGGAGAUGUUGGAGCACGGGCGGUGGGGCUCGCUGUGCGACGACACGUGGGACCUGCAGGACGCCCACGUGGUGUGCCGGCAGCUGGGCUGUGGCUGGGCGGUCCAGGCUGUGCCUGGCUUGCACUUUGCCCCCGGCCGUGGGCCCAUCCACCGGGACCAGGUGAACUGCUCCGGGGACGAGGCCUACCUGUGGGACUGCCCCGGGCUGCACAGUGACAGCUACUGUGGUCACAAGGAGGACGCAGGCGUGGUGUGCUCAGAGCACCAGUCCUGGCGUCUGACCGGGGGCGCUGACCUCUGCGAGGGGCAGGUGGAGGUCUACUUCCGUGGGGUCUGGAGCACGGUGUGUAACAGUGAGUGGUACUUGCCGGAGGCCAAUGUGCUUUGCCGCGCCCUGGGCUGUGGGGCCCUGGUGACAACACCCAAGGGGCAGCCCCACUCCCUGUCAGGCCAGAUGUACUACUCGUGCACCGGAAGCGAGCCCACCCUCGCCCACUGCUUCUGGAGGUUCAACAACCCCAACCUCUGCAGCCAGUCGCUGGCGGCCAGGGUCCACUGCUCAGGAUCACACAAUCGGUCCUCUACUGGAGCCCCUCUGAGUCUUCAGCCGGUCACUGUGGAACCUUCUCGGCCAGUGGAAAUAGAGCCCAGGGGAUCUGGGGAGCUAAUACUCUUCAUCUCCUGCAUCAUUCUGGGAAUCCUCCUCCUUGGUUCAUUGAUUUCCAUCGCCUUCAUCCUCUUCAAAGUGAAAGGAAAAUAUGCCCUCCCUGCUAUGGCGAACCACCAGCACCUGCCUGCCACCGCCCCAGCAGGGAUCAGUAGCUAUCACAAUAAUCCCAUCACCAUUCCCAAAGAAGAAGUUCCCGAGCUGCCCGUCCAGGUCCAGGCCCCACCACCCGAGGACUCCAGCUCAGACUCCGACUAUGAGCACUAUGACUUCAGUGCCCAGCCCCCUGUGGCCCUGACCACCUUCUACAAUUCCCAGCGGCACCGGGUCACCGAUGAGGAAGUCCAGCGGAGCAGGUUCCAGAUGCCCCCGUUGGAGGAAGGGCUCCAGGAGCUCCCUGUCUCCUGGCCCCACCUGCCAAUCCCUGGUCGUUGUGUUGCAGAUCCUCCCUCACUAGGUCCUCGGCAUCACUCCGGGCACAGCAGCAGCUCCAGCACAUCUUCUGGGGACAAUUACUGCAACAGCCCCAGUAGCAAGGCCCGUCCGUGGAAUUCUCAAGUCUUCUCUUCGGAGGGCACCCCCCUCCUGCCGCAGCCCCCUAACUUGGAACUGGCUGGCUCCCAGCCCAUCCUUUCAGCAGGGCCCUCCGCUGAUGACAGCUCUAGCACCUCGUCUGGGGGAGAGUGGUACCAGAACUUCCAGCCCCCGCCACAGCCCCCCUCCGUGGAGCAGUGUGAGGGUCCAGGGUCCCCUAGCCCCAAGCCUGAUUCCACAGAUGAUGACUACGAUGACAUUGGAGCCACCUAG
Messenger RNA from Elephantulus edwardii (Cape elephant shrew), 1995 nucleotides. RefSeq names its product CD6 molecule (gene CD6). The transcript has 12 exons. Gene Ontology annotation, cellular component: membrane. The record is from RefSeq and is a predicted model, not a curated record. Lineage: Eukaryota; Metazoa; Chordata; Mammalia; Macroscelidea; Macroscelididae. The coding region runs from base 1 to 1995 and encodes 664 amino acids.